This is a messenger RNA of Gadus macrocephalus (Pacific cod), 6269 nucleotides long. It is a transcript of the gene kirrel1b, whose product is annotated as kirre like nephrin family adhesion molecule 1b. Lineage: Eukaryota; Metazoa; Chordata; Actinopteri; Gadiformes; Gadidae. The annotation marks the transcript as partial. The record is from RefSeq and is a predicted model, not a curated record. The transcript has 6 exons.
GGGGAGAUCAAGUGCUACAUCGCCAGCACGCCUCCCCCGGACAAGAUAGUGUGGGCCUGGAAGGAGAACGUGUGGGAGAAGGAGAAGGGCACCCUGAUGGAGCGCUACACCGUGGAGCAGAGCAAGCCGCCGUCGCAGGGCGGCGCCGUCCUCUCCACGCUGACCAUCAACAACGUGAUGGAGUCCGACUUCCACUCGCCCUACAACUGCACCGCCUGGAACUCCUUCGGGCCCGGCACCAUGAUCAUCACCCUGGAGGAGAAGGAUAUGGUGCCGGUGGGUAUCAUAGCCGGAGGAACCGUGUGCUCCUCCAUCCUCCUGAUCAUGAUCCUCGUGGCCCUCGCCUUCUUCCUCUAUCGCCAACGCAAAGGCAGUCGCCGCGGGGUCACCUUAGGUAAGCCCGACAUCAAGGUGGAGACGGUUAACAAGGAGACCCACAGCCUGGAGGAGGAGGCUGACAACGUCUCCACGGCAACGCGCAUGGUCAAGGCCAUGUACUCGCCGUUCAAAGACGACAUGGACCUCAAACAGGAAGUGAGGAGCGACUCGCUCGACACCCGGGAGGAGUACGAGCUCAAGGACCCGACCAACGGCUACUACAACGUCCGCGCCACCACCCACGACGAGUCGCGGCCCCCGUCCCACGCCGUCCACUUCCAGGGGGAGUUCCGCUCCCCGAACCCCGCCGCAGGAGGAGGAGGAGGAGGAGGAGGAGGAGGCCCCGGUCCGGUCGGGGGUGCCACGUCUUCCGUCGGACCCCCCGGCGGGGGCCCCGGCGGCCCCGUCAACUCCGGGGGCGCGCCCGGUUCCCGGGCCGGCUGCUACGACCCGCGGCCCCCCUCCAGGAUGUCCCACGCGGGCUACGCCCAGUUCAGCACCUACUCCCGGGGGGUGCCGGCGCAGAGUCAGCAGCAGGGACCCCCGCCGAACCCGGCGCUCCAGUCCCCGGGGGAGUACCCCGGGGACUGCGGCCUGCUGGACGGCUCGGGCCAGAUGCCCUACGACGCCUACGGCGGGUACCCCUCCCAGUACCCCAGUUACCGCAUGGGCUUUGUCCCGCCCAUCGAGGAAGGCCCGGCGUAUGAGAUGUACCCGACAGGACAGGGGGCGGGGCAGCAACCGGGACACGGGCCGGGACCGGGACACGGACCGGGCCACGGACCAGGGCACGGGCCAGGCCACGGGCCGGGACACGGACCAGGGCACGGACCAGGGCACGGGCCAGGGCACGGGCCGGGACCGGGACACGGACCGGGACCGGGACACGGGCCAGGCCACGGGCCAGGCCACGGACCAGGCCACGGGCCAGGGCACGGGCACGGGCCAGGACCGGAACAGGGGCCAGGGCAGAGCCCGGAAGCGGGGCUGAGCAAGUACGGCGGCUCCUCUCGUUUCUCCUACUCCUCUCCGCCUUCUGAUUAUUCCAGACACACGCAGAGGAUGCAGACUCACGUGUGAAAGAGAGAAUGAGAGGAGAAGGAAACGCCACGCGCAUUACACAAAAGACACACAACUGGACUUUAUUUGCUCGGGCGCUAAUCCAGUCAGACCUCUCGGUAAAGGUCCUUCUUUCCACUCGCUCCCUUGCAUUUCAAAUCCACACUACACAACCACAGUGGCGCCCCCGAAGCACAGAUUAAACAUCAAACGGCAUUCAUUAUCAACACAUCACCCCAUGUCGUCCACAGCAGUACAUUCAUUUACUCCCCGCGAAAAAAAAACCUUGUCAGUGACUCUCAGAAGAUCUUUAUUGACUGCGAUGCUCCACACUGACAUCAGAGAAAGCAAAAGCCACUAUCAGAAUUCCAGAGCCAAAUGAAAGAGUGGACAACAUCGGGGCACAUUGUCAUAGAGCAGAGGAAGAAGGAGAGGACGAGGUGGUCAAGGUGCUCUCUCACACAUAUUUUUGGCCCUGGCUCCUUGUCUUUCCACCACCUGUGCUUCUUGGGUUACAUUUGUAAAAAAUGCAAAAUGACCGAUACCGAUCUUUUCAAAGUCCCUACCAAUCCCUUGUAUAACCCUAAACAGAAUUCAGUAAAAUGCAGUACAUUUUAUUAUUAUUUUUCAAUUAUUGACUCUUGACACUUUUGCAAAAACACACACACUCACACCUACACACAAGUUGUUCAUGUACCGUGUGUUUCUAUGGUGUAUUUUUGUGAAAAGGCAGCUUGGACUUGCGUAAAUCGGGCACUUUGAAAACUCUUUCCGCCAUUUGAAGAUAUUUGGCCAGCGGUUUGGCAUACAAGAUCUACCUUUAUCGAGUGAUCAAAUGUGGCUUCCUUUCAACUACAUUUAAAAAGUGCCAAUGAUGUUGUGUUGAAAAAAAAACACACAUGAGUGUGUGUAACCACUGGCACCUCUUUUUUUGUAAAAGGCAAAGGGACGAUGGUCACGGGGCAAUAAGAGGGGACAUUUUGUACAAUCCGCAUACAUUUUUCUGAGAAGAAAAGACAGGUGACUCGCCUGAGAUUGCAACAGUGCUCGUCUUUGUUUUAAUACAGUGCGUCUCCCACCUUUCGACUGAGAUAGUUGCUGUACUAAUUGUGUAUUGGGAGGACAUUCAUGCUAAGUCCUUAGCAUUCCACUCAAUUGUGACGGAGGUAUGAUUAUUUAUCCAAUCUUCCCUCAAAAGUAUUUGUUUGCUUCUCACUUGCACAGUAUUGUUUUGUGUGUGUUUUUCUUCAUGUAUAGAUAUACUGAAACAUCAGAAAGCGUAAGGCAUUCAGAAAUAUUUUUUAGUAUUUUUAUAUGGAGUUGAGGACCAAAGGUUCAGAAUUUUGGAGGUGGGGGAGGGAGGGUGUACUUUUUCAUGUUUCUGCGGGGAAUCUAUAGUUGUUGUAAAUGUUUUGAAAAUAUUACACAUUUUGACGAGUUUUAACUAAAAAAAUACAAUGAAUCCAUUUGGGAUUAAAACAAUUCAAACGUUGCGAUCAAUCAUUCAUUAUUCCUCUUCAUAACAUUUGCGUAUUCAUUUUUUUUUAUACUUUUAACAAAAGUGUAAUCAUUUUGUCACUUCAGUAAAAUCAAUAAAGUCAUCCAAAUAUUUUCUUGAAUAAAUAUUUGACAAGACUUAGAAUAAAAUAAAUGUUAAUUGUUGCCAUUUGUAAGAUCACGUACGUAUGCAACAAAGUAUCAAAUCAAAGAUUCUAUAUUCAACUCGUGAAGGUUAUUUCAGAGCUGCGUUUGGGUUCUACAUGCUAAAACAUGCUAGCUUCCAUAAAAAUCACCAAAAAGUAUGUAUUAUUCUGUGGCGCUUAUUGACCCAAACUAUUGAAUCAGUACUAAGCUCUACUAAUAUUAUAUUACUCUACUACUAAUACUGAUUUAUAGAGCUCAAAAGCUUAUUGAAAAAAUGAAAUUGCAAAACAUAACCUAACCAAUUACCCCUCCCCCCCGCCCCCCCUUGCCCAACGGCACUGACUACAACACCCACAAUUCAAAUCUACUCUAGCUCGGUGUCAGAAAACGUUGGAUUGUGUAACAACCCUUCCCUUUGUCAAAUAUGGUGUGUGUGUUUGUGUGUAUAGCAUAUUAUUUGUUUUCAUAUGUACCGUACUAAUGCUCUACCUGGAAUUCCCGGGUACAUUAAUUUUCCUACCUGUGUAUAAAUAGGGGCUCAUGUCUCAUGUUUUGUUGAUAAGAGUGUUGAUAUGACUCAUAAUAAUUAUCAGCUUAGAUUUACCAUAAAACAAUCAAUCAUUGUUUUUGGUAGAGGGUCCUCUUCCACAAACAGGAUUAGUGGAUCCUGGCCUCUACAUAAUGGUAAAGGAAAUUAAUAAAAAUAGUCACAUGACUCAAGAAAAGUGUAGGACAGGAAGUGAACAAUGGCAGUAUUCAUCUUUUAACCAACAUCAAGGAUAACAUUACUCUAAAUACCAUUGCAGAGUGACCUUUGUUUACAUAAAAAAUAUGAGGCGGCAGCAAACACAACUUGAGACAAACUGAUGGUUCGAUUUCCAGAAAAAUCUUUCAGCAUUUCUAAAGAAAGAUUUCGAUAACCUGUUUUCGACUGAAAGUGGUGCUGUCCCAGCUGUUUGAUUUCAGCGCUUGGAUACACUUUAAUGUGAGCAGACUAUGCAGAGACAGUGAGGGCCAUCUCGUACAGCCUUAAGGGCUGAUCAUGGUUCCACGUUUACGCAGCGCAAGGGGGUCUACGUCCUUGCGGACCCUCCUUGCGUCCACCACAAGAGCCUGACGUGCGCCUCCCAAAAACUGUAACCUUCCAUCGAGGCAACGGAGCAGCAAGGGCUGUGAUUGGUCCGCUCACUAAAACCCGACGCAGACCCAAAACAGGUUCACGACUGCGUCGAAGCGUCUGCGUCUGCGUGGUCAUUGUGUUGCGUGACGUGGGGCCAUAAUCAGCCCUUUACUCCUCAGGGCUGGCAGUGAUUGGUUCAUGAAACCCAAGAGCCGCGGGCCUUGUAAAUUGUUCCAUCUGCUUUCAAAGAGGCAAUGAGAUUUUGUAGUCUCUCUGAUGCUAUUUCGCCAUAACAAAGCAUUUUGAUCCCAUUAAGCCAAAAUCGUUUUUAUUGCCAUAUUUUUAAUACAUAAUUUUACUCGCAGUCUACCCCAACGACUCUUUCAUUACGUUAAUCUCUUUUAUCGACAGAAAUAUCGGGUGAAACUUUGCAAUUCCAAUAGCAGUGGAGGAAUGUCUUUGUUGUGAUUUUUUUGGUGUUUCUUAGCUGGGAGUGUCAGCAGAUGGAGAUGAACACCCUUCAUCUUCCACUUUAUAUGUUGAGCACAGCUGUGGUUGCUGCAUACCAUUAACUUGUUACAACCUCUUUACGGUGUUGUCCCUGCAGACCUGUGUGGCAGACUUGCAUGCAAAGUGACCUUGUGCGGUGUGCUGAGUGACUUUAAUAAAAUAAAAGACUUGGGAGGCCAACUGGAAAAAUCGCCUCGGCCAUCUUGACACUUGCCGGCUAAAGGCUACAGCUUGGCAGCGCUGCUACUUCACCUGAGAGAACAAUCUUUGCUCUUUUCCGUGAGUUAUGACUCACACAUUCACAAUCGAAAGAGACACAUGAGAUAUAGUACAGUAUUGCGACCAUCAUGAAAGAUCUAUUCAUAUAUAUAUUUUUUUUUUUAAAUGGCCGGAAAAAACGUUGAAAACGUCAAUUUUCAGCCAUGGAAAUAUGAAUUGAUUCUUGUUCAUUUUUUGUUGGGCAUCGUUUCAUGUGUAAUAAUCACUGCUUUUGUUGUACUAGAAUGUAGGAAAUGUUAAUCUAAAAAAUCUGAAACUAACAUUACAUCAUAAACCCCCCGCCCCCAAUGUAACAAAUACAGUUGGUUAAAUCUGCGGACUCCUAUCUUGACCUUGUAUAUAUAUAUGUGUGUAUGUUGGGAUGUAUGUAAGGGAGGGGAUAUUACAGAAUAUCACAGCGUAAUGAGCUCAAUGUGAUUUUGUUCUCAAUCGUCCAUUUUCAUCGUCAUUGAUGUCUUCCUUUCUUUAAAAAUCUGUUUUUAAAUGGUUUUAUUUUGAUUUGAAAUUUCUUAUUUUUUUAUGUUUUUCUUUGUAUAACGUCACACUGUUCCGUUGCCUCUGGAGGAAUUGUCUGGUGUCAAAGUGUCUGAGUGAGUUUCUUUAGACAGUAUUCUGCUUCAUAUUCUACUGUCGGGUUGCAGGUUGCAAGGAACGGAGGGAGUGGGUGUGGUACAUAAUCUUGUAAUGUGUGUAUGCACCAGCUAUUGAUGGAGAAGACUACCUGCUAGCCCUUGCCCCUCCUCCUCCCCUCUCCAUUUCACUUUCCUUUUCAAAAAAAGAUGAGGGUAAAAGAGGGAGCGAGACAGUGAGGGUAAAUGUAAGGACAUACGUCACUUAGCCUUCAGGACAAAUGAAAAAAUGAGGACGAUAGUCUGCAGUGUGAAGACUUCCAUGUCACUGUAUGCACUUGAAACUGUUUGAAUGGACCUGUGUUAGUUAGUGUGUGCGUGAGACUUUGUUUGAGUUGUUUUUUUGGGUUUGCGUGGCCAAAUGUAUGUGGGCAUAUAUCCUCCAAAUUGUUAUCAACAUAUUGUUAUUUUAUACGUUAUUGUCCUAACCGAAUUCAGUAUUAGGUUUCUGGCUUUCAAGUUCUCUGCAAGUGUUCUUCUUGAGGACACAUGUACAAAAAUACGUGUGUGAUAUUGAAAGUCACUUUUUAAGCCAUCCUAUGGUCAUGUUUUUUUUUUUAUUAUGGUGUCCUUUUUUCUUUUUUUGAUUGUACGUAAUUCUUUUUCCACAACUAUACUGAGAAUAAAAGAGGUCACAGCUUUCAUAAGUA